UUUUGGUUCCCCGAGGCACAGUUUGGCUGUGCCCCGGGGGUGGUCCGCACCAAGGUGGGGUACACAGGUGGAACAAAGAAGUUUCCCACGUACUACAGCCUUUGUAGUGAUGUGUUAGGUGCACAUGGAGAGAAAUACUAUGAGGAAACAACUGGAGAUGGAGUGGGGACCAUACUGAAACUGUGCAGAUUGAGUUUGACCGAACCAGACCAGCUACGAGAAGCUGCUCAGAAGUUCUGGGCAAACCAUGACAGCACAACCUGCCACAAGAACCAGUACAUGUCAGCAAUCUUCUAUCAUGAUGAGAAACAGCAUGAAGUUGCCAAGAGCACCAUGGAUGAACAUCAGAAGGUCGUCAAGAGGAAGAUCCAGACCAAGAUCAAGCCAGCAGAUACCUUCUAUGAUGCAGAGGACUACCACCAGAAGUACAUGCUACGUCAGAAUCGCAGCCUGUUCCAGAGUCUUAUCUUCAAGCCCAAUGAGGAGGUGACCUCGUACACAGCAGCCCGCCUCAACGGCUAUAUGGGCGGCUUCGGCAAGCUAACAGAUUUUGAGGCUGAGCUCGAGUCCCUAGGUCUCUCCGAUGAACAGGAGCAGUACGCUCGCUCUAAAAUCAAAGGAGGCGGACUCAAUUAAACCCUAGGACCCAUUCGUAGGCCUAGCUUUUAAUGGAAUUCUAACGUGAUGCUAUAUCAUGUUCACUGACUUGGGAUGAAGUGAGGAAGACAUAGACUUUAUAACAUGAACCAAAGAAUCAUGUACUCUGUAUAUAUCUGUCUCAUUUCUGUAAUUGAUAUUUUUAUUUUUCAAUUCAAUUUGUAGAUUUCUAUUAAAAGCAAUGAGAAUUUUGUCUUUGAGUGAUCAUUUAUUGUGUCCAGGAAGAAGGAAACAAUACUACAUUUUAUUACUGGUAACCAUAUUUGAAUUCUUCUUCAUCUCCAGUCUCUGUGCACUAUUUAACUCUUUGUUGGUUUUCUCCUCUCCUUGUUUUUAUUGGAUCCAAUGUCCGAAUUCGACUUCACUUGCCAUGCACCAUUGAAUUAGAAAAACAAACAAUUUUCAGUGCUGAAUAAUCCCUUCAUUUGAUAUAUACACAUAUUAUUUUCACACUUUUCACUUCCUGGUUCUCCCAUAUACAAUUGUAUCUUCCGUGCUCUUUGCUUAUCCUUAGUGUGUGUCAAAUCAAAUGGAAAUUGUAAUAUGUAAUUUUAUCUUGUACAUGCCAUUCACUAUUUGCAUAUUCCUUGUAUUAUGUGUGAUGCAUGUACAUGAUAAACUUGAAAUUUUAAUAUGUGUAUAUGUAAAGCAGCUAUUCCACAAUGGUGUGAAUUCAAAAGCUUAUUUGCUAAAAAACAUGUAAUGAGAACUGUUUCACUCUAAAAAUCUCAUUGCAAAAAAAUAAACAUGUUUCUGAUAAGAAAAAGAACAGAAUAAUGUGUCUGUUUGGAACUAGAAGGGUAUUCAUUUCAAUGUGGAGUUAAUUCCCUUUGAGCUCCAAAGAGAUGAUUUGUCCAUUAAUAAUUCAGUUAAGUAUAUUAUUGAGCACCAGACACUUUUUUCAUACCCAACACAACUCCUUUCAUGUUGUAAGAAUCUCAGACAUAUCUAAUGUGCUCGGUUAGUUCUUGAGUGAGCAAUUAAAUGGGGAGAAGAAGAGAAAUUAAUAAGGUCCUUGAGAGUAGCUGUCAAGCUUACCUAUGUCAUAAAUAAACUAUUGGUAUUUAAAAAUAGAAGAAGAGAAAGUGAAAGAGAUUUGAUUUUUAGAAAGUAAAAGAGAGAAAGUUGUAUUUCAAGACAUGUAACAAUCCACUUGAUACCUUUUUCAUAUUUUCACCUGCAAUAAUCGGUGUUUCUUUUACUUUUGAAAUAUCAUUUCAUACCCAUGUGCAUGGCUUCCCAAUAAGACCAAUGGCCUUGUGAAAACACUUUGGAAAUACAUAUCUCAAAAGUGAACUACCCUUUUAGUUAGUGAAGUUAGAAUUUUAAUUUUUUAAUUUCUUUUUAUCCUUCUCUUCAAUGUUUUCUUAAAAUGUCAAAUAUAUUCGGUCAGAGUAUGUGUUAAGAAUAAGAAGUUUAUUAAAACUAUGAUGGUUUGAUUGGGGAAAAAAUGAAAGAUAAAAAUAUUAAUUUUUGUUGAUAUCAUUACCUGAUCUAUGUUCCAUGAAAAAUAUACCUUUUAAGUGUAACUUUGCGCAAGCAUUUCAAGGAAACUUUAUUCAUAUUUCAGGUGUUCACAUAAAAAAGCUUGUUGCAAGUUAGAGUACUUGUGUUUGCAGUGACAUUUAGAUAUUGCUCAAAGCCAUUGGUGAUAGUAUCAAUUGGGAAAUGAUGUCCAUGAAGAUUUUGGUUGCAAUUUUCAUUUUUUGUUCAAGGAAGUAUAUCUCAUCGGUUUUUGUAUACAUUAACUUAAAACAAAAGAGAAAAAAGUUUUUUAAAAAACUAAGAAAUGUACUAGAGGGAGUUUGUGUUGGUUUCAUGUUUAUUGGCAUAUAUUUAUUAGACACAUGUUCAAAUUAAUGUUUCUAAUUGUAUCAUUUAAAUGUGAUCAUAAUCUAUUUUUCAAAUAUUGGGGAAUUUCGGCGAUUGUCUUUCACUUUUCCUUGUCAUGAAUAGAUGUAUUUUCAUGUUUGAACCUGUUUUACAGAAUGUGGGGAUCCCCGCAAUAGCACAAAAUGCAAUACGUGGUGGUACCGUAGUAGAUGAAGUAAUUUCUAUUUUUAUAAUUUGCAGGAGAUUGUUAUGACGUCAUCUGUGUAUUUCACUAAGAAUCCCCAGGAGUUCAUCACUGCACGAAGCAUUGUAUGGUAUGGGUAGAAAAUAUUUAUUUUUUAUGAUCUGAUGAAUUUUGAUAUAAUGUUUAUUCAUGCGUGUGACUUGAACCACGUUAUUUUUUAAGGCUAAUAGAUUAUGCUGCAUAAUGCCAUGUUGAAUAGCAGGAGGGGAAUUCCAGAUCAUUAUGACGUGGCUUGGUAAACUCGAUUAUUGAUCGAAGCCAACCCACCGAUGACAUCAUGUCUGGUUUUUCAUCUACUUUAUUCAGCAAGGCAUUAUACACCUCAUCUUUUAGUCUGUUCCUUUCAAGUGAGAUAUUUUAAUCAUUCUAUUCAAUUGAAUAUUUCUAUCGCACAACAAUUUGGUCUGUACUGAUAAAAUUUGGUCUGAUGGCUUGUUUAUUUUGUGUAUGAAAA
Strongylocentrotus purpuratus (purple sea urchin) is the source of this 3188-nucleotide messenger RNA. Its product is annotated as peptide methionine sulfoxide reductase-like. NCBI's taxonomy places the organism in Eukaryota, Metazoa, Echinodermata, Echinoidea, Camarodonta, Strongylocentrotidae. The record is from RefSeq and is a predicted model, not a curated record. The transcript is spliced from 4 exons. The annotation marks the transcript as partial. Gene Ontology annotation, molecular function: peptide-methionine (S)-S-oxide reductase activity.